Messenger RNA from Schistosoma bovis, 3332 nucleotides. The record is from the annotation of a GenBank genome assembly. Lineage: Eukaryota; Metazoa; Platyhelminthes; Trematoda; Strigeidida; Schistosomatidae.
GACAUGCGCCAAAAUCAAAUGAAACGUUGACGUUAUUUUCAAAUUAUGACGAUUAGGCUGUAAAACAUGGUUAGUAGGAGGCGUCUAACUGUAUCUGGCGAUCACAAGCCCGAAGUAAGAUAUGCUGACCUUCAACAAACUUCUCAGGAACAGUCAUGUUGGUCCAAACCCACUGUUUAUCAUGCUGCCAUCGUGAUAUUCCUAGAGUUCUUUGCCUUCGGAUUGCUAACCACCCCAAUGAUCUCGGUAUAAUCCAGUUAUGUUACCAUUUAUACGUUUCAGGUUUUAGAUGAGACAUUUCCCAAACAUACGUUUCUAAUGAAUGGUAUCAUUCACGGAGUAAAGGGAAUAUUAUCCUUCCUUAGUGCACCAUUUCUGGGUGCUCUCUCAGACAUGUUUGGACGAAAGCCUUUCCUACUUCUAACAGUAACCUUCUCUUGUUCUCCAAUACCACUGAUGAAAAUCAGUCAUUGGUGGUAUUUUACAAUGAUCAGUAUAUCAGGUAUUUUCGCAGUGACAUUUUCAUUUGCUUUGGCAUAUGUCGCUGAUAUCACAUCAGAAGAAGAUAGAAGCUGGGGAUAUGGACUAGUUUCAGCUACAUUUGCCGCCAGUCUUGUCAGUUCACCUGCAAUUGGAGCUUAUCUUGGUCGUGUAUAUAGUGAAGAAUUAGUUGUUGCACUAGCUACUGCUAUUGCAUUUUUGGACAUUUGUUUUAUACUUGCUUGUGUACCUGAAUCUUUAUCGGAAAAAGUACGUAUUGGUCAUUUGUGCUCUGUAACUACAUUGGGUGGACCAGUUGGUAAAUUCUCAUGGGGUAAAGCUGAUCCUUUUGCGACAUUACGUCAAAUGACAAAUGAUCAUCUUGUUCUUAUGAUAUGUAUUACAACAUUUUUAUCCUAUUUGCCAGAAGCUGGACAAUAUUCAUGUUUCUUCGUUUAUCUUCGCUUAGUCAUGGGAUUCACUGAAGAAAAUGUGGCACUAUUCAUUGCUGUUGUUGGUAUCAUGUCAUGUAUUGCACAAACACUUAUUUUAUCUUUAUUAAAUCGUAUUAUGCGACCAAAACGUGUUAUUAUAUUUGGUUUAAUAUUUGAAGCAAUUCAAUUAACAUUAUAUGGUUUUGUUACAAAUUCUGGCUUAUUAUGGUCAGCUGGUUUAAUUGCUGCUACGGGCUCUAUCACAUAUCCUGCUCUAAGUACAUUUAUAUCAACUCAUGCUGCAGCGGAUCAACAAGGUGUAGCACAAGGUCUUAUCACUGGAAUACGAGGUUUAUGCAACGGACUUGGACCUGCUCUUUUUGGGUUAUUCUUUUAUAUAUUUCGAGUUGAUCUCAAUGAACAUACAUCAGGUGUACAUAUAAUCAACAAGGAUAAGAGUAACUCCCUAGUAUCUGAUACUGUACAACUUUUACAAGAACGUUUAAUACCAGGACCACCAUUUGCUUUUGGUGCUAUUCUAGUUCUGUUAGCAAUUCUAGUAGCUAUUUUUAUACCGGAAAAGCAGACAUCACCUGAAUUGAGUCAUUCGAAAAUUAUCACUGAUACAUAUGAAUCAACACAUGGUGCCAAUAUUUAUGGCGGUGAAACUCGACUAAGGCGUAGUUCACCAUCAGGUCAAUCUCAUAAAACUACAGCGGAUUUUGAUCAAUUCACAUGUGGAAUGGGUGCACCUAACACUGGUGACAGUGACAAAUCGAAAUUGAUAAUGAGUACUGUUGAAAUGUCUAAGUAUAAUCUAAAAAGUGGCAUUUCACACAGUAAUUCAAUCGAUAACAGUGGUAUUUGGAAUCGUUUAAUGACUGGUCUUACAGAUUUUCGUAAUCCAGUUUAUAUAAAACAACGACCGAAUCGUGUUUAUCGUCAAUCAAAAACUCGUUUUAGUACGGCAGGUAUUGUAGAACCAUUUCGUCGAUUAUUUAUUCGAAAAACUUAUGAUGGAAAUAUUGGUAGUUGUGGUGUUAGCGGUAGUGGUGGUGGUGGAUUUCUUGAUCAUGAAGCACGUCUUCAUUAUUCCAGACUGCCCUUUACUGUUAUCUCAUCAUCAGAUAAUAGUAGUCCAAAAUAUUUAGACGAUAUAUCAAAGAAUGAUUUACUAUUUUCUAAUCCUUUAUUAUUAAAUCCUGGUGAAUCCGAGGAAGCAGCUGAUCUCAGUAAUUAUCGUGCACAUCAUUUCCGACGUAUGUUUAUUGCUCCUAAUACAGCAACUACUACUCCUUUUAUUAAUAAUAAUAAUAAUAAAAGUGCUAUUACUACUUCUUCAUCUGAAUUUCAUCCAUCACAAAACUAUAAUCCUACUAGCUCAUUGUUAAUCACUUCUAAUGAAACUGGUCAAUUAAAUCCAUUGGGAGAGAAUGAAGAAGAUACAUUUAUUAAAUAUUGCAAUUCGUCCAUAUCACCUAUAAUUAGUCCUACAGGUAGGAAAAUAAUGAAACAAAAGUUUUUUACAACAAAUUCUUAUAAAGAAUCAAUUCAUGAUACAUGAUGGUGAUGAUGAUGAUAAUGUCCGCUUUACCUUCUAUUUGAUCUAACUAAUCCAGCUGGUUACAGUAUUCGCUUUCAUUUUAACUUGAUGUAAAAUUACAAAGUGAGUGCCUACUGUUCAUCAUUUUUUUUAAAAAUUUAGAUUGAAAAAAGAAAUCCAGAGAAAUAUACUCUGUAUCUAUAUGUCUCUCUAUUUUUUCAUGGCUGUCUCCGUCACACUCACACCCACCCCACCCCCCACAUAUAUAUAUGUAAUCACUUGGUGCCAAUAUAUCAAUGCAUGUGUGUAUGAACACUGUGAUUAGAAUAAUCAUGCCAACACACACACACACACAAUGCAUACAUACACAUACAUAUACACUGAUACACACAAACAAAGGAUAAACCAGUUCAAGUUUCAACUUUAGUUACAUGUAUUUGUUAUUGAAUUUUAAUGUGCUACUUUACUUUUUCAUUUUAUUUUAUAUCAUUUAAUACAUUUGUACAGUGUAGUAUUCAAGUUUAUACUCAUUGUGUAUAUGUAAAAAUGUAGUGUGUAUCUAUCUAUGUGUGUAGGUCUUGUAUACUUGCAUACUCUACUCAAUACAUGUAUGGUAUAUAUUUUGAUUGAGAACAAUUGUAACCAUGAUAAAAUAAGAUUUUGUUUUUAAUAAUUUUAUAAGUAGUAUCUAUCAUUGUUUACAUAAUACUAUCUAAUUGUAAUUCACUUUUUUUCUCUCUCUCUCUCUCAUUUGAUAAAUUAAAAAUGUACACCUUUUUUUUGUUUGUUUGAUCUUAUGAUAAUGUUUGAAUUUUGUUCUAAUUUGUAUAAUAGAACCAAUGAAUAAUUUGUUCAAUGUACAAUUUUUCCUUGAU